UUACGCUUUGAAUGUGUUUGGCGUGGCACUAUUGAAUUCUGCCUUUCUUAAAUUUGUUGGACCCACUCACAAUAUUCAAUGUGAUGUUUAUAAAACUAUUAUUAUUAAUAUUACGUCGCUAAUUGCUAUAAAGCCUUUUGCAAAUAUGGGGCAUUAUGGUACAGGCAAAGCUGCAAGAGAAAUGUUGUUUAAAGUUCUUGCUGAGGAAGAGAAAUAUGUUCUUGUGCUAAAUUAUUCACCUGGGCCUGUAAAAACAGACAUGAUACAGAUAAUUAUUAAAGAUAUCGGUGAUGCUAGUAUUAAACAAACCUUUGAAACCAUGAGGGAUGAAGAUAAAAUAUUAACAACUGAUCAGACUACAUCAAAAUUGCUCGAGAUUCUUCAAAAUGGAAAUUUUACUUCUGGGGAUCACAUUGAUUAUUUUGAUUGACAUUUGGCAUAUUGAUCAUUCCUUGCGUUUCAGAAUACUAGCAUGCAUGGGUAUCUGAGAAAACAUGAAAUAAUUUGCAAUAUUUUAUUGAUUCUUUUUAUAACAUCUCUAAACACGAAUAUAAAUUUGCUUUCAUAUCAUAAAUUUUAUAUUCAUAAUUUGUUUGGAUUAAAAA
Ctenocephalides felis (cat flea) is the source of this 605-nucleotide messenger RNA. RefSeq names its product sepiapterin reductase (gene Sptr). Gene Ontology annotation, biological process: tetrahydrobiopterin biosynthetic process. The record is from RefSeq and is a predicted model, not a curated record. NCBI's taxonomy places the organism in Eukaryota, Metazoa, Arthropoda, Insecta, Siphonaptera, Pulicidae. Gene Ontology annotation, molecular function: sepiapterin reductase (NADP+) activity.